This is a messenger RNA of Pieris brassicae (large cabbage white), 2337 nucleotides long. RefSeq names its product phospholipase A1-like. The coding region runs from base 1 to 1101 and encodes 366 amino acids. The record is from RefSeq and is a predicted model, not a curated record. Lineage: Eukaryota; Metazoa; Arthropoda; Insecta; Lepidoptera; Pieridae. The transcript has 6 exons. Gene Ontology annotation, molecular function: lipase activity.
AUGCUGCUAGCAUUAAAGGCGCCACUGCCACAGUGUGACAUUUCAAUUUGGAAUUAUCAUAUAGCUUCGGUCAGCUGCUUCGAGCCUAAACCCGAGAUUGGUGUUCCCUCAGGACUCGUGCCCCACUGUCCCGGCGCAGGAAAGAAUGCAACAAUAGCAGAUUCAUCAAUGCCACUUUUGCAAGUGAUUAUACAGCGUUUAACUGAUACAGGCGUUUACAGACGUAGUAUACCAAUAAAAUCAGCAUAUAAAGCUAUAUUAAGCGAUAAGAAAUUUGAUCUCAGCAAGAAGACGGUUUUUUAUGCUGUGGGCUUUUGGGACAGCUCAGUAUUUCCCCACAGCCGAGCCAUGGCUAAUGGUUAUGCUAAGAGAGGCUACAAUGUACUAAUGUCGGAAACAUUUCACUUCCUCACAUAUAUUUAUCCCAAGUCCGUCCGUCUUAGCCGCGUUAUCGGACAACAAUUUGGCAUGUUAUUUGUCAAACUAACCCAGGCAGGCCUUCGUCCUGAGAACUUGGAACUAGUCGGCACCAGCCUCGGCGCCCACAUUGUAAGUCACGCUGCAAAGUACUACCAAUCUGUGAUCGGGAAGAAGCCUUUCAGACUCACUGGCUUGGAUCCUGCUGGGCCAUGCUUCAGGGGUUUACCGGCUGACGAAAAAGUCGCUCCAACGGAUGCAGAACAUGUUGACGUGAUUCAUACAAACAUAGAUGGAUUUGGUAUAGCAGAACGUCUAGGGCACGUGGAUUUCUACGCAAACGGAGGAGAGUAUCAACCGGGAGACAUUCCAUAUAUACCAUGUCUGGUUAUAUGUAGUCACAUACGAUCUUUGCUUUACUGGUGGAUAGCGUUGGACAAUCCAAAGAAAUUUAUAGCCAUGAAGUGUGACUCCAUUCAAGAUGCUAGAUCUGCGAAAUGCUACAAUAACACAGAAUUGAAUUAUGCCGGUCUGGAAACAGACUUUGGUAAGCCUGGUAUUUAUUAUUUACCAACCCAUAAUGAGUUCCCGUACUACAUGGGCAAGAAAGGUCUUAAGGAGGAAAACGAGAUAUAUACAACAGUUAGUAGGAAUAUUAAUGCAGAUGAUGAUUUUAUGGCGUAAGAACGGGUAGAUAUGUAAUAAUUUGUGCAAUAUAACUUCAUUACUCUUACUGGUUGCUGGACAACCGUUAAACAGAAGAGUCUGGUCACCCACAAUACAAUAGCUCAAUGACGUAAAAAUGCAACAAUAUAAUUAGGUCAAUUUAAUAUGGCAAACACGGUAUCUUUAAUUAGCGUUGAAAAAUAUUGUGUGUAAUAAAUAAAAUCUCUUCCGCUUAAGAAAAAGCUAAUCCGUUGUCAGCAGGGUUGUCAAAUAUGAUGAUUUAAAGCAUUAAAACAUCAUAUUUCCUGUUACACGACUAAAACCGAUACACUAUUUGACAGAAGAGACGUGUAAAUACUGGUUUAAACGUGGUGGUAUUAUGUUAUGUGCUGAUACUCAGUCGUUCAUUAUGAGUUGAAUUGCUUGUCUUAAGGUCGUUUGUCAGGUUGUUUAAAUCACAAUAGAUCUAAUUGGAAUGUGAUUAAGCUUUUUGUAUCUUUAAUUAACUGAUUGGUAUCAUUUGUUUAAUAUAUUCAUACAUAUUUUUACAAAUAAUUUAAUAGACAAAUCUAAGUACGUGGACAUAAAGUAAAACGUUAAUAUGGCUUUAUUAAGAAAAAGCUGUGGUUUGCAUGUUUAAUGAUUGUUUAAUGUCGGAAAUAAAUAAAUCAUUAUAAUUAGACUUCAAUCAACAUUAAUUCACGUUAUUUAUUUGCAUUUACCAAUAGAAUCUCAAUAUACGUAUCGAUUUUUGUUGACAGCAUGAAACACAUUAUAAAAAGUGGUUUUUGAAUUAACGGAUAUAUCGGCUGGCAAAAAUAGAUGCAAUCUGGCAUCCUGGGGCUUAGCCAAACAUAGUUUUUGCUAUUCAUGACCUAUUAUACCCAUUAUAAUUCGAUUGGCGGUAGCAAUCGAAUUAUAAUAUGGUCAUAAAGUACUGCUGGCUAAAGUUCUUUGUUUCGUUUCAUCGUUUACGGUACUAUAAUUGCCACGGGCGAAACAGAACGCAGGGGUUGAUCGCUGACGAUGAGACAAUAUUCUCUUAUAAAUGUCUAAUGUACACUGGUCGAGUGGACCGGGAAAUAUGGAUACCCAUACCUCUGUAGCUAGACAACAAAAUGGAUGGCUUGCGGGUAGACCUAGUCUUGUGGACUAAACAAAGUACAUCGUAAAUAAAUAAUAAACAAAAAUGUUAACAUAUUUAGUAGAAAACUGUGAUUUAGUUUAUAGAUAGUUUUAAAUAAAUUAAAUGUC